AUGUUAGACCUGUUGAUAUGGCUGGUCUCAUGGGUCUCUGCCGUCGUCUGCUCCUUCUGUUGCGGUUCCGGGACAGCGAGCUUCCUCUGUGGGAAUGAGCUGAGAAGAUGCAGAGCCACAGAAGACAGUCAGGUGAUCCUUCGAGAUGUCGAGGAGGGCGUCGAGGCGAACGAAGAAAAGCUCCCGACUGCUGAUGAGCCGCACUUGGAGGACACGAUGGGAGGAGAGGAGAAGAUUGCGAGAGCCAAGGGGAGGGAGCUAGUGAGGCGGUACUCGAUCAGCCUGUGGAAGAGGAUUGCCGUUCGGGCCCUCUUUUACUUUUUGCUCUCUUACAUCCUUGCCGCCAUCAUUGUCGCGCUUGUUGUGUUGGUUGCUUACACUCCCUUCCCGUCUGUCGGCAGCUCAGACUGCAAACCUUCUUGUGCGAGCAACGAUGCUUAUUGCUGUACCUACUUGACUCCGGAUGUCCCCAAGCAAGAUGUCUAUAUCACCAUGGAUGAUGGAACAUCGGUCCAUGGAUGGUGGAUCCCGUCCUACAAUGAGAGCAACACCACUUUGUUAUACAACCAUGGUUCCGGGGGGAACAUCGCGAGUAAUUACAGGCUCCAGCGAUAUCGUUUCCUACGGAACCUCGGCCUGAACCUCUUCGUCUAUGAUUAUCCGGGUUACGGCAAGAGCUCGGGGGCUUCGUCGGAGGCGUCGGUGAUGAAGGCAGGAGAGGCUGCUCUAGACUGGGUAUUGAGGUCCAAGGGUCGCAUGCCUUCAGAGCUCUUUUGCCUCGGGCGAUCGAUGGGAUCUGCUGUGGCUGUUGACCUGGCAGCGAAGAUGGCGAGAGCACAAACACCCUUCAGAGGGCUGAUCCUUGAGAGCGCCUUCACCAGUUACAAGGAUGCGGCUUCUAUCAACCUCCCUGUCCUUGGCUGGAUCGUUCAUCUCGUCUGGGCGCCUAACAUGAACAGCCUGUCGCUGAUUUCCCGGACAAGAUCGUGUUUGUUCGAGUACCAUUCCAAAGUGGACGAGUGGGUGCCGUACGCACAAGGGGAAAAGCUUUUCUCGACUUCCGAUUCUCCUGCAUCCUGCAAGGAGUGGGUCUCUGACGACAAGGCUCGCCAUGACGACCCGAUGCCACAAGCAGAACAGAAAGCAAUGAGAGAAUGGAUCUCAAAGACAAGAUUGCAAUGA
Molecule: messenger RNA, 1182 nt
Organism: Guillardia theta CCMP2712
Lineage: Eukaryota; Cryptophyceae; Pyrenomonadales; Geminigeraceae
Exons: 9
Coding region: 1-1182 (393 amino acids)
Source: RefSeq, a predicted model, not a curated record